AUGGCGCCAACCGCUGCACCCAAGAUGAAACACGAACGCCUCGGCAAAGGCCACCACCACAAGUGUUUGUUGGAAUCUCCGCCUCUCGCGAUUCACAUAGAUUUACUAGCCCAACAUCAUACACUAUCAUUGUGCACACUUGGCUCCCAAAAGCGGCCGAAGAUGAACAAGACGAAAAAGACAAAGAAGAAGAAGAAGAAGAAGAAGAAGAAGAAGAAGAAGAAGAAAAAGCCACAAAAACAUUGCAGAAACCACUGUUAUGGGUUCUGGACACGUGUUGCUGGUCAUUUUAGCACAAGGCCUAGUGUACACGCACACCGGUUGUUGCAUCAGGUUGACAGCAUGGCAAUUGACGCCAUUGGUGCAUGUAAUGCUGCCCGGGCUGCAAUUGUGACUACUAGGAAUUAUGCUGCCAACGAUGAAUGCCUCAGCGCAUCACGUUGCGAUAAAGAAUCUGGCAGCGGGCCAGGGCAAAGAGAUUGUACUGCAUAUUGA
Messenger RNA from Bipolaris oryzae ATCC 44560, 495 nucleotides. RefSeq lists its product as uncharacterized. The record is from RefSeq and is a predicted model, not a curated record. Bases 1 to 495 code for a protein of 164 amino acids. The transcript has 3 exons. NCBI's taxonomy places the organism in Eukaryota, Fungi, Ascomycota, Dothideomycetes, Pleosporales, Pleosporaceae.